AUGGCCAUUGCCAUGGGCUGGCAGAAGCCCGACAAUGUCGCUGGCUCGUCAGCGCCGGCCAUCAUGGUCGGGCUUUUUGUCGCUUCUGGUGGAUUGCUCUUUGGUUAUGAUACUGGGGGCGCGCUGGGAGCGGUCAAGGAACAAUACGUCCCAACUGGAGCGCCGCGUGCAAUCUCUUGGAAUGCUGCUGCGUUUUUGUGGAAAGCAAUCUGUUGUGCUAAUACCUUUUUCUCACUCGUUAGAGCCAUAAAUGGCAUCCUAGCCAUGAGUGCUUUCAAGACGCAGUUUGGUGCCAAUUGCCAUUCGACAACAACAAGCGACUCUUCGUUAUCGAUUUGUCCCAAAGAUGCGUCUCUCAUCGUUGCCAUCCUUAGCGCCGGCACAGCUAUCGGAGCACUCCUUGCCGCCCCGGCAGGAGACUCACUAGGUCGACGAAUCAGCCUCCUCAUCUCGGUAGGCAUUUUUUGUAUCGGUGCCAUCUGUCAAGUCUGCGCCAACGAGAUUGCCCUUUUGCUUGUCGGCAGGGCAUUGGCUGGCGUUGGUGUUGGCGCCGUCUCAGUUUUGGUCCCAUUAUAUCAGUCCGAAAUGGCCCCGAAAUGGAUUCGCGGAACAUUAGUGUGUGCAUACCAACUUUCAAUCACCGUUGGUCUACUAUCCGCCUCCGUUAUCAAUAUCAUAACAUCAAAACUCGACGACUCCUCUGCAUACCGAAUUCCCCUGGGUCUGCAAAUUAUCCCUGCCCUCAUUCUCACCGCCGGUCUGCUUGUGCUCCCUGAAACCCCGCGUUUCCUCGUCAAGCAAGGCAAAAAUGAGGCUGCCGGCCUUUCCUUAAGUCGUCUUCGACGGUUGGACAUUACACAUCCCGCACUGAUCGAAGAGCUGCAGGAAAUCAUCGCAAACCACCAGUACGAACUGAGUCUGGGUCCUUCAACCUACAGGGACGCCUUCUUUGGGACUCCUCACCUUGGUCGCCGGACAUUCACGGGCUGUGGUCUGCAGAUGCUUCAGCAAUUAACCGGCAUCAACUUCAUCAUGUAUUACAGUACGACAUUCUUUAACGGCGCUGGGGUCAACAGUCCGUACACGAAAUCUACAAUUAUCAAUGUCAUCAACGUUGUAUCCACCAUCCCUGGUUUGCUGAUUAUUGAAUCCUGGGGCCGGCGGAGCCUGCUGAUGACUGGCGCUUUGGGAAUGGCGACAUGCCAACUGUUCAUGGCGUCAUUUACUACAGCUGCCGGCGAGGAUUUUAAGAAUAUAAAGGAAACGAUCCUUGUUGUUUUCUGCUGCUUCAAUAUUUUCUUUUUUGCCGCUUCUUGGGGUCCAGUUGUCUGGGUCGUCACAUCAGAGAUCUACCCCCUGAAAGUACGAGCUAAAUCUAUGUCGCUCUCUACCGCUUCCAACUGGAUUUUGAAUUUUGGAAUCGCCUAUGCCACCCCAUUCAUGGUUGAAUCAGGUCCCGGAUCGGCUAGUUUUGGACCGAAAAUAUUUUUUAUUUGGGGUGCAUUCUGUAUCGUCGCUUUCAUCUUUGUUUGGUGCAUGGUCUACGAAACCAGCAAGAUCAGCCUGGAGCAAAUAGACGAAAUGUACGAACGCGUCAAUCACGCAUGGAACAGCAAAACCUUUCAGCCGAGCUGGAGUUUUCAGCAGAUUCUCGAUCAGGGCUGGUCGCCAAGUGGCAUCCCAGAACACGAGUUGCAAACUACAGCAUCACAAAGCAGCGCGGAUACGACGCUUGGCGACUCAGGGUCGUCAACUAUUACUAUACACCAUAGCGAGGAAGGCCACCAUGCAAGGCAAUCCAAUGAAAAUAAGGCGAUACCGAUGGCGACGGUUGAUUUCAGUUAUUAA
Messenger RNA from Metarhizium robertsii ARSEF 23, 1848 nucleotides. Its product is annotated as high affinity glucose transporter RGT2. Bases 1 to 1848 code for a protein of 615 amino acids. Gene Ontology annotation, biological process: transmembrane transport; carbohydrate transport. The transcript is spliced from 3 exons. Gene Ontology annotation, molecular function: carbohydrate:proton symporter activity. Gene Ontology annotation, cellular component: membrane. The record is from RefSeq and is a predicted model, not a curated record. NCBI's taxonomy places the organism in Eukaryota, Fungi, Ascomycota, Sordariomycetes, Hypocreales, Clavicipitaceae.